AUGGCAGCGGGAGCACCCGACGCUACUAUCGACUCGCUCCUCUCCCGCCCUUUAUCCCCGGGCAUUCGUCGUAAGCCUGUCCCGCCGUCUCUGCACCACUGGGACAAAGAAUACACGUCUCUGCCGUUGGUAACGUCGGAAAAUGGUUCAUACCAUGAGAAGCAGCCAGAAACACACUUGGCGGCGCAUCGCAGUUUCGGCGCGUUGCUCGCUAGCUGGAAGUUGGAGCUGCUGUCCGUCGCUCUCAGCUACGCCAGCUUUAUUACCAUCGCCGCUACACUGGGCUCCUUUCAGGGCAAGCUCGCCACGACGUGGCGGAUGCCGAUAUCCAUAAACGCCGUCGUAUCCAUCUUUUCCAUCAUCUUCAAAGCGUCUCUUGUCCUUCCCAUCACGGAAGGCAUCAGCCAGCUCAAAUGGCUCUGGCUGUUUCAAGAAUCCCGCAGCCUCGUCGAUGUAGAUAGAUACGACCAGGCUAGUCGCGGACCUUGGGGCUCGGCCAGGCUGAUUGCGCGCCAGUUCGUGGAUAGAAAAAGAUCAUACUUGGCAAGCUUUGGCGCUGCUGUCUUCCUCCUCACCUUGAUAACAGAUCCGUUUUUCCAAGCAGCUGUGCAGGUGAAUGUAUGCUACCGCAAUGCCACCGAGCUAGCUAGCAUUCCGCGACUGAACAAUUAUGACCAUAAUGGGGGCUGGGUAACGCAUAUGACCUACAAGCUCGAUUCCGAUAUGGUGAUUGCCAUUAUGCAGGGCCUGCUAUCGACUCCUCAAAACAGCUCUGUGCGCAUCGCACCCUUCGUCACAUGUCCCACAGGCAACUGCACGUUCCCUGACAUCCACGACGUUUCGUUUAGCACGCUGGACAUGUGCCACUCGUGCGAGGAUCUCAGCGACUUGGCCAAGGCCCGCCCAUUUCACUACACAGAGUCGGAGCAGGUCGGCAGCGAAUGGUUUCUACCUGGCGAAAUCAGCAAUCUCACGACGUAUCGAGGUGGCGGCGCGCUCAACAUCACGGCGCUGCGAACCAACCAGCGCCCGUCCUACCCCAUCGGGCCGUGGAUCCGGAGCAGCAUACUUGACUUCCAGGGCCUGGCGGAGCUGAAAGACAAAAGCUGCACACCGAAGCAACGAUGCCCGAUGAUUCCGUUUGCUUUUCAGUGCUCGCUACGGCCAUGCGUAAAGACGUUCAAGGCCACCAUGAUCAACCAGCAGUACAAGGAGACGGAAGUGUCGCGCGAGUAUCUGCACAGAACCUCGUUGCACAGCUUCCAGCUGGCCAUGGACAGGGUCUUUGUGAACGGAUCCUGGGUGAACUGCAGCUCCAGCACCAACCUCACAGAGGAACACUCUUUCCAGGUGCUCCUGCCAGAGCCCAAGGAUGUGCAAAUGGAGCCGGCGCUGCCUCACCCUCCUCUGCUAGCCAACGGCAGCGUUUGGUACCCGCCGCACUGCGUCUACAGCAUCGAGGGCAGCACGAGCUCGGCGCUGGACGAUCAUCUGUGGUUGACCUUUCGCAACGCCAACGUGACGCCCGGUCGCGUCGUCUCGGCGUCGACAAUUUGGGCCGAGAACCUCUGGAGCGGCGGCAACAUGACUAUGCCGAUUGUGAAUAAUUUCAGCGAUGGGCUAGCCACGGCGAUUGGGAUUCAGAUGCGCAAGGUUUCCGACGUGAACCCUUGGUUUGGGCUGCAGCUGGGACAGGCGAUAGAGAGGGACAGCUGCAUCACCAUCUGGUGGAGGUACCUGAUUUUCGGGGCCGUGGUGAUGGUCUUGGAGACGGUAUUUCUAGCAGCCGUCAUCAUUUCCAGCCACAAGCGACGAUGGAAUGCCAACUGGAAGUCGUCGUUCCUUGGCCUGCUGCUCCCACCGUCCGAUCCCGAGGCGUCGCCGCUCGGCCGUGGGGAUGUACGUGCCGAUGCCGUCGAGGAUCAAUCGCAGCUGCGCGAGGCUGCCCGGGGCAUCAAAGUUUCGCUGACAAAGAGAGAUGGCCGGUGGCACCUAGAUACAGCCGAGAAGCCAAUUAGCUAG
Messenger RNA from Akanthomyces muscarius, 2022 nucleotides. RefSeq lists its product as uncharacterized. The record is from RefSeq and is a predicted model, not a curated record. The coding region runs from base 1 to 2022 and encodes 673 amino acids. The transcript has 2 exons. Lineage: Eukaryota; Fungi; Ascomycota; Sordariomycetes; Hypocreales; Cordycipitaceae.